AUGGCCAGCACUCAACCUCGUCCGAAACGAGCAGGAGAGGAGUUCACGCGAACCCAUCAUGCACAAGAUGACGACACAAGCCCGGACAGCAAGAAGCCUCGUUUCGACCUCCGUAAUCCUUCCGCGCUUGCGCCUGAUACACUCGACGAAGAUCAAUUUCUAGACGCAGACGAGAUUGGAAAAAGAGGACAAAAAGUGCGCAGAAAGGCAGUCAAUAUCGACGGCUACGAUUCAGACAGUGAGAACGAGGGGUUUUCGGCGCGCAUCGAAAAGAAGUCCGAACAGAAGCGUCGACAGCAUGACGCCGAGGACGAUGAUAUGUUCGCGGAGUUACAGGAUGACUUUGGUGAGGAGGAAAUCGACGCGGAUGAAGCAUUGCGAAAGAACAAAAAGAACGUCCGUUUCUUGCGCGACGACGAGAUCGAAGGCCAAGAUGUGACCUCCAAAGGCGGAAAGGCUAUGCAUGCAGACUUGAGCAAAGGUCCCGAUGAAAUCGACGUUGACGAAGAUGAGCAAAGUGAGAGCGAUGUCGCGGAGGAAGAGCGCGCAAAGAUCGACGAAGAAAUCGACGAGGAGCUAGGUGCAGGCGCCAAAAAGAAAAACGCUCCAUUGCUGGAUGCCUUCAACAUGAGGACGGAGCAAGAGGAGGGUCGUUUUGAUGACCAGGGCAACUACGUUCGUAAAGCCGUCGACCCAGAUGCUGUCUACGAUACUUGGCUAGAUGGUCUGUCUAAGAAGGACAUUCGAAAAGCAAAGGAAGCCGCCGAGAAGCGCGAGGAAGAGAGAAAGGAGCAGGACCGCAUCAACGAAAAUAUUCUCACAGCGGACGCCCUGAAAACAAUAAUCACACAUCUUGAACGCGGUGAAACGAUACUGGAGGCUUUGGCUCGACUCGGAAAGGGCCUGCAGCGAAAGCCCAAGUGGCAGAACAAGAAAAAGAAAAUGAAGAACGUGGCCUCAGAAGAUGCUGAAAUGACGGAAGCAAACCCCGAUGAUGAACUCCGUAGAACAGCAAUCGAUGCUGUCACAGGAGCAGCCGACAUUCUUAUGGGCCGGGGUCAGCCCGAAAUUUAUGACACCGAGCGAGAGCUUUUGACACGGCAAUAUCGCAACGAAACCGGUGACGAUUGGGUAGAGCCACCGGUGACAUCGAAGGAUGGCCCGUCAGAGGCCAACGCGACGAUGUGGGAAUUUCGAUGGGCUGACGCUCGCGACGGUGGAAAUCCCCAUGGUCCGUACGACACUGCUACUAUGGAAUCCUGGAAGGACGCUGGCUAUUUUGGAGAAGGUGUGGAAUUUCGCCGGGUGGGAGACACCCAACAAUGGAGUCAGUCACCAAAUUUUGUUUGA
Penicillium diatomitis is the source of this 1350-nucleotide messenger RNA. Its product is annotated as GYF domain-containing protein. The record is from RefSeq and is a predicted model, not a curated record. The transcript has a single exon. NCBI's taxonomy places the organism in Eukaryota, Fungi, Ascomycota, Eurotiomycetes, Eurotiales, Aspergillaceae. Gene Ontology annotation, molecular function: protein binding. Bases 1 to 1350 code for a protein of 449 amino acids. Gene Ontology annotation, cellular component: U5 snRNP.